Molecule: messenger RNA, 755 nt
Organism: Salmo salar (Atlantic salmon)
Lineage: Eukaryota; Metazoa; Chordata; Actinopteri; Salmoniformes; Salmonidae
Gene: selenow1
Product: selenoprotein W, 1
Cellular component (GO): cytosol
Source: RefSeq, a predicted model, not a curated record
CAUCUCUCCUCCUUGGUAAAGAUGUGUUCUCUCCUGUGUGAACGGGGACCUCAUGAAGAUGAUUCGUGGGUCGCUCCGCCUUAUUUGUUUCAUAACGUCAAAUAUCAAGGAAAUAGCCUUACACCGACAACCUUUUUGCAACCACUACCUCUCUCAGAGAAGGGCUGCUGCGACUUGCGAUAUGGGAGUCAAAGUUCAUAUCACCUACUGCGGUGGAUGAGGGUACGGGCCCAAGUUCACCAGACUCAAGACACAGCUUGAGGAUGAAUUCCCAGGUGAUCUUGAGAUUACUGGUGAAAGCACACCUUCAACCUCUGGGUGGUUUGAGGUGGAGGUGAAUGGCAAGUUGGUCCACUCAAAGAAGGAAGGGUCAGGCUUUGUGGACAACGAGCAGAAAAUGGCAACAUUGGUUGAUGCCAUUGAUAAGGUGUUGGGGAAAUAAGAUAGUGCUGAUUAUGGAGGUAUGAACCACAGGAGUCUGAUCUCUGUUUGUCAUCUCCUUGACAUUGCAUAAUAAUGAUGGUGGUGCUCCAAUUGUCAAAGACAUGGGUGCUGCUUGAUGCAACCUGCUCUGCCAGGGAGGUGCCCUGCAGAUUGCUUCAACUCCUACAGUGGCACUGCUUUUGUAAGAUGGUGGGUGAUAAAGGGAGAAUAUACUGUAUUUGUAAUUGAAACAUAACAUCUCAAUUGAGCUUCUUACAUUUUCAUUAUUUGUACCUGUUAGGCAUGGCCAAGCAUUAAAACAUUUAACAUUG